CUGAACUAAACUUGAUUGACGACAGACGUUUGUUUAUUUACGAUUUCUGGUAAUCUUCAACCUCAAAAUUCUUGUUGGGAUCGCGUGUUUCAUCGUUUAAGUUUGAAUACAUCAUGGGAAAUGAUGGAGGAAGCAUUCCACGACGCGAUGAAUUGGUCAAAACCAAACAGAAGAAAGAGCAGAAAGACAAGGAUUCGGACCGCUUGACGCGAUGGCAACAUUGCCACCUAACCCAAGAGGCAUUGGGUCGUCGAAUAGUGGCAUGUCAGUUGGGUAGGCUUUACAAAAAAGAAGCCAUUAUCGAGCGACUCCUUGACCAAGAGAAACCAUUUCCGCCUGAUUGUAAUCACAUUAAAAGCAUUAAGGACGUCAAGGAUUUGGAGCUGGUCGAAAAUCCCAGUUAUGAGAACCGAAAUCCGUCGAAAGGUGACAAUUACAUCGACAGUUCAAUUGCUCCCUGGAUCUGCCCCAUGACUGGGAUCGAAAUGAACGGACGCUUCAAGUUCGUUUUCGAUUGGAAGACCGGCAAGGUUCUGUCGGAAAAGGCCAACAAAUUGGUCAAGCGUGAUGAUCCCAUGAAGAUCUCGGAAGAGAAUGUGAUCAUUCUCAAUCCUGAGUCGGAAGACGCCAGUCUUAUGCUAACGAAAAUGGAGGCCCGCAAGGCUCGUGAGAAGGCCCUUAAGAAAGCUAAAAAGGAGUUAAAACGCGGCGUCGAUGCUGUCCCGAUCAAAAAUGGGGCAGAUGAGCCUUUCAAGAAACCGAAGAUUUCGGGUAAUCUAACCUCAAAUAUCCCUCCCCCACCAACCAGUGAGAAGCUCUCCGUUAAGCUUGGGUCAGUCCAGAAAGAUCCGAGCAAGAGUGAAGUCUACAAAUCCCUAUUCUCCUCCCAUAAAUCGGCUCAAAACAAACCCAAGGGCCAUUGGGUUACUUUUGACCCUCGCUACAACUGAUCUUGCUAUGGUUUGUCCUGUUAUGUUGUGUUCUCGAAAUGUAAUACCCAAAAUCUGUUAAGCAA
This is a messenger RNA of Tigriopus californicus, 1015 nucleotides long. Its product is annotated as replication termination factor 2-like. Gene Ontology annotation, biological process: site-specific DNA replication termination at RTS1 barrier; mitotic DNA replication termination. The coding region runs from base 114 to 950 and encodes 278 amino acids. The transcript has 3 exons. Lineage: Eukaryota; Metazoa; Arthropoda; Copepoda; Harpacticoida; Harpacticidae. Gene Ontology annotation, cellular component: nucleus. The record is from RefSeq and is a predicted model, not a curated record.